Cladocopium goreaui is the source of this 1941-nucleotide messenger RNA. The record is from the annotation of a GenBank genome assembly. Lineage: Eukaryota; Dinophyceae; Suessiales; Symbiodiniaceae.
AUGUUAGCCGUACGGUUCGUUGUUGUGGCUUUUGCUUUGGCUGCUGCUGAGAAGAUGCAAGCGCCUUCCAGCUUCAUGCUGGUAAGUGGUGUCUCUUCACCGCGAGAGAUGUGUCUAGUCGGGAUGGGCCCAGCGGGUGCUUUAUUGGACGAGUGCACGGCUGCACUUGCAGAGCUGGACGGACGUGAGGUUUGGAGUUUCACAGGCAGUGGCUCCUUGACGAAUUUAGCUGCAAAAAAGUGUUUGGCCGCGCAGCCUGAUGCUGCUGCUGGGAGUGCUGUUGAGCUAGCGCCUUGCGAUGAAGCAGGGAAGAGUUCAACCUGGGAGUUGCAGGCCAACGGACAAAUAAAGCUUGGGGCCAGCAACAUGUGCCUGAGCCAAGCAGGGCCUUCGCCUGGCCGUGCAGAUCUUGCCUCUAGCUCCGCAGUUGUUGCUAGCUCCACAUUGGACCCUGCGCACGGAGCUGCCCUUGUUGUUGAUGGUCUCGCAUCAUCCUAUUGGGUAUCCAAGUUAGACGAAGCAGGCCCUGUGUCUUUGCUUGUGAUGAACAAAGCGCAUGCGACCCAAGCCGUGCUGGGAGGUCAUUCCAUCUUUGGGGUACGUUCCUUCAAGGUCCUUGCCCCACUGAUGCGCCCGGUUGUGGAGCCUUGCGUGGUGGCGGCCAAGAGCAGUGAUGCUCGAGACAAAUAUUUUGCCGUGGCCGUCGGCUCCUUUGAUCCUUCGUCUGGUGCGGCGCUGCGGUCGGAGCUUCCUGCUUUGGACUCUGCCGGCGCAGCAGUUGCCGCCGCAGUGACGGAGCUUGCAGAAGCAGUCCCAAAUGCGCGUGCAUGCAAGAAAGGCGCUGCCUUCAAGUCAAGGGCAGGACGCCGCCAGACAGUAUCAUCCACUCGCAAGAGUCUUCGAGGAGCAGAAAUUGGCGAGCAGGAAGCUUUGUUUGUCGAGGCCAAGAAAACCAUCAUCGUUUGGAGUCUCACAGGCAGUGGCUCCUUGACGAAUUUAGCUGCGAAAAAGUGUUUGGCCGCGCAGCCUGAUGCUGCUGCUGGGAGUGCUAUUGAGCUAGCGCCUUGCGAUGAAGCAGGGAAGAGUUCAACCUGGGAGCUGCAGGCCAACGGACAAAUAAAGCUUGGGGCCAGCAACAUGUGCCUGAGCCAAGCAGGGUCUUCGCCUGGCCGUGCAGAUCUUGCCUCUAGCUCCGCAGUUGUUGCUAGCUCCACAUUGGACCCUGCGCACGGAGCUGCCCUUGUUGUUGAUGGUCUCGCAUCAUCCUAUUGGGAAUCCAAGUUAGACGAAGCAGGCCCUGUGUCUUUGACGCUUGAAUUUGACAAAGCGGCGCCUGUGCUCGAAGUAGAGCUUGAUUUUGAAUUUGCCCCUUCUUCUUUCGUGCUGCAAAGCUUGGGGGCAAGUGGUAAAUGGAUUGACGAGUUUGCAACUGACACCAACAUCCUUCGAACCGCCAAGCUCCCACUGGCCGGUGGCCCGGCCUAUGGCGUGAGGCUUGUGAUGAACAAAGCGCAUGCGACCCAAGCCGUGCUGGGAGGUCAUUCCAUCUUUGGGGUACGUUCCUUCAAGGUCCUUGCCCCACUGAUGCGCCCGGUUGUGGAGCCUUGCGUGGUGGCGGCCAAGAGCAGUGAUGCUCGAGACAAAUAUUUUGCCGUGGCCGUCGGCUCCUUUGAUCCUUCGUCUGGUGCGGCGCUGCGGUCGGAGCUUCCUGCUUUGGACUCUGCCGGCGCAGCAGUUGCCGCCGCAGUGACGGAGCUUGCGGAAGCAGUCCCAGAUGCGCGUGCAUGCAAGAAAGGCGCUGCCUUCAAGUCAAAGGCAGGACGCCGCCAGACAGUAUCAUCCACUCGCAAGAGUCUUGGAGGAGCAGAAAUUGGCGAGCAGGAAGCUUUGUUUGUCGAGGCCAAGAAAACCAUCAUCGCCGCUCGCAGCAUUUUGCAAUGA